UUUUAUCGUGGUUAAUCAAUUCUUCACAACAUAGAAUACUUUUAGGUUAUAACUUCCGUUUUUCUUUAUUUCGAUUACAUUUAAACAGCCAGCCAGUAUAAGUUAUUCAUCAAAUAGUUCACAAUAUGCUUACCCAGGAGUAUCUACACUCAAAAAAGGAGAACCUUUAACAUCAAUAAACGAAAGCUACGGGGGAACCAAACCACCGCUAAGCAAUGAUAACAAUAAUUCACAAAUUAGUAAACAGUAUAAAGAUCGAAGUUACCAUUCAACUUAUGAAGCACAUUUUCAAGCUACAGAUUGGGAAGAUUCUGCUAUACACAAUGGAGCAAUUCUAAUGUUUGCAAUGAAGUCUCGUUCUGGGUUAUCAAUAAAUAAGAUGUACUUUUCCAGCAGGAAUAUUACAAACAUAUCAAAUAAAAAUACAGAUUCCAAUGAAAUAACUAAUCAUACUACUGGCGACAUGGAUAUAAGUAGUAAGAUGUCAAAUAGUUGGUAUAAGCAUGAUUUAUUUGAUCAGUGGUACAGUGGAUCAUAUAAAUAUGUAUUAUUUGAAUUAUGGUCUAAUAAUAAUCCAGUCGUUCAACUAAGAUUCAAUGCACGAUACUCAGAUAAGUAUACAUGGUUCAAUAAAUUGUUUUUAAAAACUUCGUAUCCUUGGAAUGAAUAUGAACUUUUGGAAAAGGCUAAAUUCAUCCUCACAAGCAAUGAAGCAUUCUCCGUAGUUUUUGAUCCAAAUUAUAUUGUCCUUUUAUCAUCGGUUGAUUAUAGUACAAUUGAAAAGUUGAAGAGAGAACGAAUAGAUUGUGAAUUCCUACGAGGUUAUAUAUUAAUUGUUGACAAUCCUAACUCAGCAAUUUCCAGAUGUGAAUGGAAUAAUGCAAUCAAUUCGAAAUAUAAUAAUUUCCCAAACACCAGUAAUUAUCAUGAUUAUCCACAAAUUUUCUACACAUUGCCAAUAAAUUCACAUAAAGAAGAUAGUUUAAAUUAUCAGUUACCACCAAAAUUUUCAAAUUAUUUAUUUACAUUAUAUGAAGCUGAUGAACUACGUAUUUAUGUCAUACCAUAUGGGUUAAUGCCUAGUAAAAAUGAUGGCAUUUUAUUACCACAGCCUAACAAACUAUUAUUUGUCCUUGAUACAGGCAUCAAUUUAUCAUUUAAAAAAUUAUGGUAUCAAGAAAUAGCCAGUCCACCUAGUGCAUUUCCACUAAAACGUCAAAUCCUAUGCCAUUGUUGGUAUCGUAACGAGUUAUUAAACAACUGGUAUAAACCCAAAACACAUUAUCAUACGCAAAAUACCAACCAUUUUUUAACAUCGAAUUUAUUUUUUGGUUUCCAAAGUAUUAAGAUUGAAUUAUUUGAUCAAAUCGGUCAUGUGAAAUGUUGUUUAAUAUUUGAUACACAUGGUGCACAAGUAAAUUCUUGGUUUUCACUAACACGCUUAAAAUAUUCGUGGCCGUGGUCAAUUAAAACAUUAACUAAAUAUAAUUUUGUACAAUUUGGUGAUCAAAUAUUAACUAGUGGUAAGAAACAUUAUUUAUCGUUGAGAAAUUGGUCGAAUUUCAACUUUUGGAUUGGUAAACAAACGUUGUUAAUUGAACCAUCAUCCAAUGCAAACGAACUACUUAUGCAAUCAAAUGUUUAAGUAUAUUUCUAGUUUACAGUAAAAAUAAUGAAUCUGACCAUUUUAAAUUACCAGAAUGUAUGAAAGGUCAAACUAAUCUAUUUAAGGAUACAACCAAAUUAACAAUAUUAGCUUUUAAUGAAGAAUUAACAGAACUGAAGAAUAUGAAAAAAGCUCAACAAAUUACAAUCUGGUCAAAUUAAUAACAAAACCAUAAUACUUUAUAUAAUAAACAAACGUACAUAUAAUUUAUUUGUACCAAACGAAAAUCUUUACUGCUUAAAGGUUUAAUUUAUUAUUUGUGACAGUAUAUAUAUAUA
Molecule: messenger RNA, 1944 nt
Organism: Schistosoma mattheei
Lineage: Eukaryota; Metazoa; Platyhelminthes; Trematoda; Strigeidida; Schistosomatidae
Source: the annotation of a GenBank genome assembly